This is a messenger RNA of Impatiens glandulifera, 2890 nucleotides long. Its product is annotated as probable LRR receptor-like protein kinase At1g51890. Gene Ontology annotation, molecular function: protein kinase activity; ATP binding. The record is from RefSeq and is a predicted model, not a curated record. The coding region runs from base 1 to 2637 and encodes 878 amino acids. The transcript has 12 exons. Gene Ontology annotation, biological process: protein phosphorylation. Lineage: Eukaryota; Viridiplantae; Streptophyta; Magnoliopsida; Ericales; Balsaminaceae.
AUGUCCAUGGGGGGUUUAGUUGAACAAAGGGAAAGAGAUGAAAGCUUUUCUCUUACAGGAUUCAUAAGCUUAGAUUGUGGCAGAUCUAAUGGAUACACGGACAGGGAUACUGGAUUGAGAUAUAAUUCAGACAAUAACUUCAUCGACACAGGAGUAAGCCAUAUAAUCGCCCCAGAACACCAAUCGAACUCAUUGUAUCAACAGUUCAUGUAUGUUAGAAACUUCCCCAAAGGAACUAGAAACUGCUACACUUUAAAGGUACCAGCUCAGGCCAAUGGAUCAAGAACAACAUUCCUAAUAAGGGGAAGAUUCAUGUAUGGAAACUACGACAACAAUCAUUCCCUUCCUAGUUUUGAUCUUCAUAUCGGAGUUGACAUUUGGGACACGGUGCUAAUUUACAACGAAUCUGUUCCAAUAAGAAAGGAGAUCAUUUAUGUACCAAACUCAGAUUUUAUUCAAGUUUGUCUUAUCAAUACCAACUCUGGGAUCCCUUUCAUAUCAGCUCUAGAGAUAAGGCCUAUGAAUGAUACCAUUUACAAGAAGGAUUAUUCUUUGAAAUAUUAUAGAAGAUUUGACUUGGCUUCAUCUACUAUUAACUUGUAUAGGUAUAAAGAUGACAUCUAUGACCGAAUAUGGCUGCCCUGGGUCCAUGAGGACAACACUAGUCUUGCCACUGCGUCGCCGGUCAUGGCUAAUAAAUACCAGAUCCCUAACGCUGUUAUGAAUACUGCCAACAUUCCCAAAAAUCCAAAUGAUUCCUUAGUUUUUUCGUGGAAUCCAGAUAAUAUUAACGAUCAAUUUUAUCUUUACUUACACUUUGCGGAGCUUAAUCCUUUUGCCUCGAGUAGAGAAUUUAACAUCUAUGUCAAUGGAAAGUCCUUGUUGGAUGAGCCUUAUUCUCCAAAGUAUCUCCAGACAGAAACUCAUGAGUUACGAAUAGAUGUUAGAUCAAAUUAUACUGUCUCUCUAAAUAGGACAAAGAAUUCUACACUUCCUCCUCUCUUGAAUGCGAUCGAGCUAUACACGAUCAAGCAAGCAUUCAAAUCUCAGACUAAUGAUGAAGACGUUGGUGGUAUUAUGGGGAUAAAGUCAACAUACAAAGUGUUGAAGAACAACAACUGGCAAGGAGACCCUUGUGGCCCUCCACCAUUUUUUUGGGAUGGGAUCAUUUGCAGCUACAAAGGCUUUAAUCCACCCCAAAUCAUUUCAUUGAACUUGUCUUCAAGUGGGUUGAGCGGGGAGAUAUCUCCUUUCAUCCAGAACCUCACCUCAUUGAAAACUUUGUAUGAAUUUAAAGGGAAACAACUUGACAUGUCCAAUGCCAUUGUUACUUCAAGCAAAGAUAAAGAAUUUAAGGGAAAUUCGACGACGACAACAACACCAAGAAAGAAGAGAAGUGGAAGUCAUACUGUUAUUGUAGUAAUUGCUGCUUCUGUUGGUGGCUUUUUCUUCUUGCUUUUAGCUGCUUCGAUUAUCUUUUAUUGCAUCAGAAGGAAAAGAAAGCAGUCAACAACAACAACCAUUGUGCAAAGCUCAACAAUUAGCAGCAGGCAGAGCCAUGACAAAGACUUGAUCAGUUCUAACAUUGAGCUCAAGAACUGUCAAUUCAGUUACUCUGAAAUUUUGAAAAUCACAAACAACUUCCAGAGGGUUCUUGGCAAAGGGGGGUUUGGAACAGUCUAUCAGGGUUAUGUCGGAAACACACCGGUUGCUGUAAAGAUGAUUUCUCUGUCAUCCACAAAAGGGUACAAGCAAUUUCAAGCCGAGGCUAAGUUCUUGGUGAGUGUUAACCAUAAGAAUUUGACUUCUGUCCUCGGUUAUUGCGACCAAGAUGAUAAAAUGGGACUUGUCUACGAGUUCAUGGAAAAAGGAAAUCUAGAAACUAAUUUAUCAGAGAGAAGCUCACAAAUAUUGAAUUGGGAGGAAAGACUUCAAAUAGCAGUUGGUGCAGCACAAGGGUUGGAGUAUUUACACAAUGGUUGUAAGCCAAUGAUAAUCCACAGAGAUGUUAAGUCUUCAAACAUCUUACUAAACGGUAAAUUUGAAGCAAAGUUGGUUGAUUUUGGUUUAUCGAAGACAAUCCCUGUAGAUGAAAGCAAUCACGUCUCGACUGUUGUUGUUGGGACUCCUGGUUACAAUGAUCCCGAUUUUUUUGCUAAAAGCCAGUAUCUUUUGUUUGCGCACUAUAAUAAGUUUUCAUAUAUGUUAAUUGAUUUCCUUGUUUCUAGGUACAUAGUCACAAACAGGCUGACCGAAAAGAGUGAUGUAUACAGUUUUGGAAUCGUCCUCUUGGAGAUACUAACAGGAAAGCCAGCAGUGUUGAGAAAUCAAGAAAAUGCGCAUAUAAUUAUAUGGGUGGGUGCAAUGAUAUCAACAGGGGAUGCUACACAGAUUGCUGAUCAAAGGCUAAGGGAAAAUUUUGACACAAAUUGUUUUUGGAAACUUGUGGAAUUGGCAAUGGCUUGUGUUUCGCGAGAAUCAGUGAGGAGGCCAAACAUGACUCAAGUUGUAAUGGAGCUAAAGGAGUGUUUGGCAAGCGAGAUAGCUCGUCAUAACACAAUAUCAAGGGGUUCGAUGAGUGGCGGUUUUAAGUCCAUUGGGGCCGCAAGUGAUGGAAUGGGUCCUCUUGCAAGGUAAACAAAGGAGGUGAUCCAUACAUCUUUGUGAUAUAUAUAUUUAUGUUAGCAUUAUUGAUGUGCAAUUUAAUUUGUAAACUUAUAAGAAAUUAUUCAGAUUAUACUAUACAAAUAUUUCUCAAGGCAGAUUGCUUCAGUUCAGAGUAUCAAUCUAGAAUAUAAGAAUAAAGCUCAAUUUUGUCCAUGAACUUGUCUUAAUCUAUAUAACCUUGUAAUAGAAAUUCAAGUUCCUUAUAAUUAAUUAAACUAGCAUU